Messenger RNA from Priceomyces carsonii, 2322 nucleotides. It is a transcript of the gene RSP5, whose product is annotated as NEDD4 family E3 ubiquitin-protein ligase. The coding region runs from base 1 to 2322 and encodes 773 amino acids. Gene Ontology annotation, biological process: ubiquitin-dependent protein catabolic process; protein polyubiquitination. Lineage: Eukaryota; Fungi; Ascomycota; Pichiomycetes; Serinales; Debaryomycetaceae. The transcript has a single exon. Gene Ontology annotation, cellular component: cytoplasm. Gene Ontology annotation, molecular function: protein binding; ubiquitin protein ligase activity. The record is from RefSeq and is a predicted model, not a curated record.
AUGACUUCCCGAGGUACUCCGAUUGUCGUAAAAGUUGUUGCAGCUGAGUCUUUAUAUAAAAGGGAUGUUUUUCGUCAACCUGACCCUUUUGCAGUGAUAACUGUGGAUGGAUCGCAGACGAAAACUACUAAGACUGCAAAGAAAACAUUAAAUCCUUAUUGGAAUGAGUCAUUUACUUUUAAUGCUUUGGAAGAUUCGAUAUUAGUUAUUCAAGUAUUUGAUCAAAAGAAAUUCAAGAAAAAGGAUCAAGGUUUCUUGGGUGUCGUUAAUGUGCGCAUUGGUGAUGUGAUUGAUGUUUCAUUACCAAACUCGGAGGAAACUAUUACAAGAGAUUUGAAAAAGUCCAAUGAAAACUUGGCAGUUAGUGGAAAGAUUAUUGUUGUUAUUUCUCAUGACACCAGAGGAAGGGCCAGCUCUCAAGCGACUAGCGCAAACUCUACUGUGCCGGCUUCUUAUUCUAAUGGAUCAGCAGCUGGUGCAACCGGGGGUACUUCAAGUAAUAAUAAUACAACGGCAACUCAAGGGUCUAGGCAGUAUUCCUCAUUUGAAGAUCAGUAUGGUAGAUUGCCCCCAGGGUGGGAAAGAAGAACUGAUAAUUUUGGUAGGACAUAUUACGUCGACCAUAAUUCUAGGACUACUACCUGGCAGAGGCCAGCUUUAGAUCAGUCCGAGUCAGAAAGAGGACAACAGAGACAAAAUGCCACAGAAGCUGAAAGAAGGCAGCAUAGAGGAAGGACGUUACCAGGGGAAACUCCGAGCUCACCUAUUAUGGGGACCAGUGCAACUAGUGGCAACGUAACCGUCAAUUCAACGGGUGGAACUACUCCUACUAGUCCUGCUGCCGCGGUUUCGAUGGCGGCUACUGGAGCUACAACUAAUGGACUUGGUGAAUUGCCGUCAGGGUGGGAGCAAAGGUUUACUAAUGAAGGAAGACCAUAUUUUGUUGACCAUAACACAAGAACUACUACUUGGGUUGAUCCUAGAAGACAACAAUAUAUUCGUACGUUCGGUCCAAAUACUACCAUACAGCAGCAACCAGUUAGUCAACUAGGACCUUUGCCUUCUGGUUGGGAAAUGAGAUUGACCAACACUGCUAGAGUUUACUUUGUUGACCAUAACACUAAAACCACUACAUGGGAUGAUCCAAGAUUACCUUCGUCUUUAGACCAGAAUGUUCCACAGUACAAGCGUGAUUUUAGAAGGAAGGUGAUAUACUUCAGAUCUCAACCUGCUUUGAGAAUUUUGCCAGGUCAAUGCCAUAUUAAAGUGAGGAGAGAUCACAUAUUUGAAGAUUCCUAUCAAGAGAUAAUGAGGCAAACCCCUGAGGACUUAAAGAAGAGAUUGAUGAUUAAAUUCGAUGGUGAAGAAGGAUUAGAUUAUGGUGGAGUGUCAAGAGAAUUUUUCUUCUUAUUGUCUCAUGAUAUGUUUAAUCCCUUUUAUUGUCUCUUUGAAUAUUCAUCUCAUGAUAACUAUACAUUGCAGAUAAACCCGAAUUCAGGAAUCAACCCAGAGCAUUUAAAUUAUUUCAAAUUUAUUGGCAGAGUUGUUGGAUUGGGUGUCUUCCACAGAAGAUUCUUAGAUGCGUUCUUUGUCGGCGCUUUGUAUAAAAUGAUGCUUAACAAGAAAGUUGUGUUGCAAGAUAUGGAGGGAGUUGACGCAGAGUUUUAUCGGUCAUUGAAAUGGAUUUUGGAUAACGACAUCACAGGUGUUCUUGAUCUUACCUUUAGUGCUGAGGAUGAGAGAUUUGGAGAAAUAGUUGAAGUAGAUUUGAAGCCCGGUGGGAAAGAUAUCGAAGUAACAGAAGAAAAUAAACGUGAAUACGUUGAAUUAAUUUCUGAGUGGAAAAUAUCAAAGAGAGUCGAAGAACAGUUCAAAGCAUUCAUAGAUGGCUUUAAUGAAUUGAUUCCACAAGAAUUAGUAAACGUCUUCGAUGAAAGGGAGCUAGAGUUGUUAAUAGGUGGUUUGGCUGAGAUCGAUGUUGAUGAUUGGAAGAAACAUACUGAUUACAGAGGCUACCAAGAAAGCGAUCAAGUCAUACAGUGGUUCUGGAGAUGUAUCAAGGAAUGGGAUUCUGAGCAAAAGGCCAGGUUAUUGCAAUUUACUACGGGUACUUCUAGAAUACCAGUCAAUGGAUUUAAAGAUUUGCAAGGUUCUGAUGGACCGAGAAGGUUUACCAUCGAAAAAGCUGGUGAACCAAAUCAAUUACCUAAGUCCCACACAUGUUUCAAUAGAGUUGAUUUACCACCAUAUACGACUUAUGAAAGCUUAAAGCAGAAAUUGACACUUGCAGUAGAAGAAACUGUUGGUUUUGGUCAAGAGUAG